Rana temporaria (common frog) is the source of this 1273-nucleotide messenger RNA. RefSeq lists its product as uncharacterized. The record is from RefSeq and is a predicted model, not a curated record. The transcript has 2 exons. NCBI's taxonomy places the organism in Eukaryota, Metazoa, Chordata, Amphibia, Anura, Ranidae. The coding region runs from base 183 to 800 and encodes 205 amino acids.
UGCUAGCAGUUUAAUUGGACUUGCAGGUUUUUUUCCUUGUUGACAAUGCUUGGCUAUAGUUCAUUUUACUAACGUAAUUAGCCAGUCUGCAGAGUGUUCUACAGAGAAAGCACGACGCACUGCGAAUCCCAAGGACUACCAGUUCCUGGAAAAGUGCUAUCGGUUUCCUAUGCACUCCAGUUAUGAAAGAUCCAUGGUGGUACCACAAAGCACAGAAAAAUGUUUUUGAAAGACUCCAAAAAGAUUGGGAUCCACCAGCUGCCCCAUGUGUGACACCCAUGACAAGUUUUCUUAAGAGAAGGAUUGGGGCAGUUCUACAAAGUCAGAGCCCUGACCAUUCCUAUUCCAACUCUAAUAAGGUCAACAAGAUCCAGCAGUGGAGGCUUUGCACAAGUUAUAAUUUGCAAUUAAAUGACUUAAAUGCGCUAAUGAAAAAGAACAAGUGCCAAGAUGGCGUCAAGAACUUUGAAACUGGAAAGAAAACAGUCCAUGAUGGAGUCUGCGUAUCAUAUACAAUGAAGAAGAGUAUGAUAAAAAGUGACCGCUUGAGGACCCCGAAAGUCCAUUCUGUAGUCCUACAGUACAAAGGCCCUCAAACCUACUAUGAGGACACCUUGCCGUUCAUAAAGAAAUCAUUUUCUCAAAAGCUAAGCCACACUUCUAAAGUCAACAGAAAAACCUUGAGCAACUCUCACAAAACUUUCUAUAUUGAUAUGCCGCAGAGCAGACUGAGAGUCGGAAACUUAGAACCCAAGAAAAGUCAAACUCAUCAGAAAAGAAAAGAGAUCUUCAAGCCGUAGCUGAAGGUAUAAUAUAAAUCAGGCCGGUUUAAGGACUGGAUUUUCAAAAGCAGACUCUUGGUUUAUUUUGACCAGACACGCUGAAACCCAAGAAUGAUCUACCUAGAGAACAGUCAGACACUCGGAAAAAUGGAAUAUAAAAAGAGCAACAGAUGGAAGCUUGAAAAAGCCAAGGGCUUAGAAAGUGUAUCUUGUCACCUUGUAGAGAGCCCUAUCACAAUAAACCUGCUGGCUCCCUGGCACUGAAAAGCCUGAAUCUAUUCAUCCUUGAAAGGCUUUUGUUUUCAAAACAGCUUUAUAUAUUUUUUCAUUAUGUUCUAUGAUUUGCCUACAGUGGAUACAAUAAAAAUGCAUUACAUUUUUUUUAUAUAUAUUUAUUUUUUGUUCUGAAUACUAAUCUUACAUCAAUUUUGAUGUCAAUUUGUAAAUUAAAUGGACAUUCAAUCAAAAAUUAAACUUUUCACGAAAGCCGA